CAAGUUUGAACAUCUCAUACCAUUUCUUCUUAUAUCAGCUUGUUCUAAUCCAGCGUUCAUAAGCCAAACAAAAGAUGGAGAAGGUCUUUUCGAUGAAUGCAGGCGAUGGAGACUCCAGCUAUGCUCAAAAUUCCAGUUUCUUGCAGAAGAACGUAUUAUUGAAAGCAAAACCAUCGCUAGAAGAGAGCAUUAGAAGUUGGGAGACCACAUUUGAGUGUGACACGCUGUGUAUUGCAGAUCUGGGUUGUUCUUCAGGGCCCAAUACACUGUUUGUCACACAAAUAAUCACUUCAGAAAUCGGGGAAAAAUAUGCCCACAAAGGAAUUAGGGUUCCUGAGUUUCAGAUCUUGUACAACGACCUUCCAUCGACUGAUUUCAAUGCACUUUUCAAACUUUUAUUGGCUGCCCCGCCUGCGGAAAGAUCUUAUUUGGUGGCGGGCGUUCCGGGCUCCUUCCACAACCGACUAUUUCCAUCUCGAAGUCUCCAUUUCAUCCAUUCUUCUAACAGCCUACAUUGGCUCUCUCGGGUACCCCCCGAGAUAGAAGAUAAGAAUAGCAAAUGUUGGAACAAAGGGAGAAUAUUCAUAUCAGAGAAGGGGCCUCCAGAAGUUGGAGAUGCUUACUUUGCACAAUAUCAAAAAGAUUUCAAUAUGUUUUUAAGAGCACGGGCAAAAGAGGUGGUGGAAGGAGGACGAAUGUUUCUAGUGUUUGGUAGCCGCCCAAGUGCAGACAAAAGGCAAUACACUUGGGCCUCCUUCUCAUGGGAAGAUUUGGGGUUCGCUAUCAAGGAUUUGGUCUCUCAGGGAAUUAUAGAAGAGGAAAGAUUAGAUUCUUUCAACUUGCCAGCUUAUCAAGUAUCUGAAGAUGAAUUAAGAAGUGAAGUGCACAAAGAAGGGUCUUUUACUAUUGUGGGACUUGAAAUUAUCAUUGGUAGUAGUAGUAUGGACAAAUAUGAUGAUAAUGAGAAGGGAAAAUUAUUUUCUAAACAAAUGAGGGCAGUUUUAGAGAGUCUAAUUUCAUAUCAUUUUGGAGAAAAGGUAGUGGACGCUAUUUUCAAUAGAUAUGCAGAGAUCUUUACAGCCAACAUCAUACAAAAUGAAGAAUAUAUGAAACAGGCAACUAGAAUUGCAGUAACACUUGAACGAAAUGAUUCCACUUAAAAUAUGACAACAAAAAUUGUCAUUAACUCUAUUAGAUUUUGAAAAAGUACAAUAAAAUAAAACUACAAUAUUAUUCUAUAUCCAACAUACAACAUACUAUAUUAUUCUUGAUAUUAUUAAACUAAUAAAUUGUAUGUGCCAAUAGUUUAACAAAUAAGACAUUUGUCAAUUGGGUUGUUCUAAUGGCAAGACCAUAAGGUUCUCAUGUUGGAGAUCCAUGUUUGAAUCUUCCAAAGUGACAUCUAU
Molecule: messenger RNA, 1406 nt
Organism: Cryptomeria japonica (Japanese cedar)
Lineage: Eukaryota; Viridiplantae; Streptophyta; Pinopsida; Cupressales; Cupressaceae
Product: probable methyltransferase TCM_000168
Exons: 4
Coding region: 75-1160 (361 amino acids)
Biological process (GO): methylation
Molecular function (GO): S-adenosylmethionine-dependent methyltransferase activity
Source: RefSeq, a predicted model, not a curated record